Trichosurus vulpecula (common brushtail) is the source of this 1257-nucleotide messenger RNA. Its product is annotated as acyl-coenzyme A amino acid N-acyltransferase 1-like. NCBI's taxonomy places the organism in Eukaryota, Metazoa, Chordata, Mammalia, Diprotodontia, Phalangeridae. Gene Ontology annotation, cellular component: peroxisome. The record is from RefSeq and is a predicted model, not a curated record. The coding region runs from base 1 to 1257 and encodes 418 amino acids. Gene Ontology annotation, molecular function: fatty acyl-CoA hydrolase activity. Gene Ontology annotation, biological process: acyl-CoA metabolic process; fatty acid metabolic process. The transcript is spliced from 3 exons.
AUGUUCCAGCUGACAGUCACCCCAGAAACAGCUCUUGCUGAUGAACCAUUGUGCAUCAGAGCAGCUGGACUUAACCCUUUUCAGGUGGUAACUUUCAAGGCAUCACUGACAGAUGAAAAAGGGAAGCUCUUCCAGUCUCGAGCUUUCUACAAGGCUGAUGAGGCUGGCAAUGUGGACCUAGAGCAAGCAGCUGCUCUUGGGGGUGACUAUGUAGGCGUCCAUCCCAUGGGUCUCUUGUGGUCCUUGAAGCCUGUGAAUCCAUUUCGGCGACUAAUGAAGCAGGAUGUAAUGAAUAGCCCCUUUUAUGUUCAACUCGAACUCUAUGAUUCAUUUCUCCACGAGGAUUCUCCCAAGGUUCAACCAAAAGCUAGUCAGAUGAUAGAACGUUGGUUCUCAGGUCCUGGGCUGCAGCGGAUCCCAAUUAGGGAAGGUCGAGUUCGAGGAGCCUUAUUCCUCCCUCCAGGAGAAGGCCCUUUCCCAGGGGUAAUUGACUUAUUUGGUGGCAUUGGAGGCCUGAUUGAAUUUCGGGCCAGUCUCUUGGCCAGUCAUGGCUUUGGCGUAUUGGCCUUGGCAUAUUUUGCCUAUGAAGACCUGCCCAGACACUUAUUGGAAAUAGACCUGGAAUAUUUUGAGGAAGCUGCCAAUAUGCUGAUGCAUCACCCAAAGAUCCACAAGUCAGGGAUUGGGGUGAUCUCAGUAAGUAAAGGUGCAGAGAUUGGGCUGGCCAUGGCAGUGCACCUGAAACAGGUCGCAGCCACCAUCUGUAUCAGUGGUACUGCCUUCCAUGACACCCAAUGCAAAUAUCGGGAUCUUGUCUUCAACCCAAUCCCCCACCAGAUGGAGUACAUCCAGAUACAUGUGUCAGGGGCAUUAAGGAUGCGUCACAUCAUGGGAGACCCUCGAGCUGAAGUCAACCAACAGAGCGUCCUUCAAGUAGAAAAGGCCCAAGGCCAUAUUCUCUUCAUUGUGGGAGAGAAAGAUGAAUGUCUCAAUAGCAAAGCUUAUGCUGAGCAAGCAAUGGAGCAGCUGAGAAGACAUGGGAGAAACAAUGGGACUCUACUCUCCUACCCUGGUGCUGGGCACCUGAUAGAGCCUCCCUAUUCCCCAUUGUGCUUUGCCUCAUGGAGCCCCUUCCUCUCAAGGCCCCUUCUGUGGGGAGGUGAUAUUGACUGCCACGCAGCAGCCCAGGAACACUCUUGGAGAGAGAUCCAGAAAUUCCUCAGAUGCCACCUCACUCCUUCCAGGAGCAAACUUUGA